This is a messenger RNA of Notolabrus celidotus (New Zealand spotty), 3320 nucleotides long. It is a transcript of the gene khdrbs3, whose product is annotated as KH domain containing, RNA binding, signal transduction associated 3. Gene Ontology annotation, molecular function: mRNA binding. The transcript is spliced from 9 exons. Gene Ontology annotation, cellular component: nucleus. The coding region runs from base 359 to 1381 and encodes 340 amino acids. Gene Ontology annotation, biological process: regulation of alternative mRNA splicing, via spliceosome. The record is from RefSeq and is a predicted model, not a curated record. NCBI's taxonomy places the organism in Eukaryota, Metazoa, Chordata, Actinopteri, Labriformes, Labridae.
CUUCAGCACUGGAUACAACAGCGUGAGCUUCAAAGAGCCUGUCCACCCAGAGAAGAGAGGGACCCUCACUCAGGCUGUAAUGCGAAGCGGGGCUCUGCAGGCUGAGCAGCUCUUCCAUGGGAUAAAACCCUUCCGCUCACAUCUAACCACUGACUGUGUGUGAGAGAGUGUGUGUGUGUGGCGAGGACUGAGGACUGCUCUGGUAGCGCGGGCUUGAAUGACACUAUCAGCCGCGUGUUUGCCUUCCGAAAAUACAUCUGGAGCUAACUUGGAGCCUUUUGGACGCUGAGCAAGUUUUGUUUCUCAUUUACUCGACACACAUCAGAGUCUCUCCGUGGAGCCCACUGCAGAGGACGAGAUGGACAGCGAGAAGUACUUGCCGGAGCUUAUGGCAGAGAAGGACACGCUGGAUCCGUCUUUUCAGCACUCCCUCCGGCUACUGGAUCAAGAGAUCGAAAAAAUCCAGAAAGAUGAGGGGAAGGAGGAGGAGAAGUUCAUCGACGUCGUCAUCAACAAGAACAUGAAACUGGGCCAGAAAGUUUUAAUACCAGUCAAGCAGUUUCCUAAAUUUAACUUUGUCGGCAAACUCCUCGGGCCACGCGGGAACUCGUUAAAGAGACUACAGGAGGACACUCUCACAAAGAUGUCAAUUCUGGGAAAAGGAUCCAUGAGAGACAAAGAAAAGGAAGAAGAGCUACGACAGAGCGGCGAGGCCAAAUAUCACCAUCUGAACGAAGACCUGCACGUCCUCAUCGAGGUGUUCGCCCCGCCAGCUGAGGCCUACGCCAGGAUGGGUCACGCUCUGGAAGAGAUCAAGAAGUUCCUCAUACCGGAUUACAAUGAUGAGAUCAGACAGGCCCAGCUGCAGGAGCUCACAUACCUGAACGGCGGCUCAGAGGAUGCCAAGGUGCCAUCGGUGAGGGGCAAGUCAGCCGCCCGUGGAAGAGGGACACCUGUUCCAGGCCCUCCUAGGACCCGAGGAGGAGUUCCUCCCCUGCAUGCAGCGGUGCCACGGGGAGCAGCACCGAGAGGAGCCCCACCCAGCCGGGCUCCAUCUUCAAGAGGGAGGGGGGUUCAGAGAGCCAGAGGCACUCCUCCAACCGCCGGGUACAGACCAGCUCCUCCCAUAGUUCAGGACACGUACGGCGAAUAUGAGUACGAUGACGGCUACGGGACAGCUUACGAUGACCAGGGAUAUGAAUCUUAUGACAACAACUACAGCAAUCAAGGACAAAACUCAGACGACUACUACGAGUACGGACACAGCGGGGACUCGUAUGAUUCGUAUGGUCUGGAAGAGUGGGCAAACAACCGCGGCAAAGCACCGCCUGCACGAACAACCAAGGGAGUGUACAGAGAGCAGCCAUACUCCAGAUAUUGAACUGUUUAUACAACCCACACCUGAGUCCUCAUGGAUGUUUCAACCCAAGUAAUGGAUUUUUUAUGGACAUUCCCACCUUUUUAGAAUUGAAAACUAAACAGUGAAAUAAUACAAAAAAUAACGGUGAAAUUCAGACGCUCAAACUGGUUUUUCCAAAAUGUUAUGCCCUUAUUAUAAAAACAUACUCCCCCUCCCCUGGGUAAAAUAUGUAACCUGUCCUCUACUAGAAAUCGUCUGGACGUUGAGAUUAAGACAGAUCUAAUAGCAUAUGAAGUCUCAGCUAUAUGUGAUUGUGAAGAACAACAUUGUAUCACGCUCUUUUACUUGGUAAUGACGAGUGACUCAGUAGAAGCUGUGGAUUAGGGGUGUAACGAUUCAUCUACUACAUCGAUGUGUUGAUUUAUAUUCCUAUGAUCCAACUACAUCCAUCUGUGCUCGGCAAGUUGGCCUUCUUGACGCCAUAUAUCAAUCUAACAUCGUUUUAAAAGGUAAUAAAUGGAUUGUAUCCAUACUAGGAAAUAACACAUUGAAUUAAAGCACAACAGACUUUAUAUGCAUGUUUUUUUUUUUGCACUUUUAAUUAUAAAGAAGUUAAACGUUACUCAAUUCAGGCUGCCUGUCUGUGAUGUCAUCACCACGCGCCAGCAGAUAACAAAACAGCAUGGUGGACGGCAGAGGAGAAGCCGGUGAGCCAGGAAUGAUCAAGCCACCAUUGUGGUCCAGCGCGUGGAAACACUUUGGCUUUUGCAAAGACAGUUAUGUUCUAAAUAAGUCCCUCGCUGUUUGUAGGAUAUGUAAAGGUCAAGUAAAGUUACCACGGCAACGCCACAAAUCUAUCCAACCACCUACUAAGGCGCCAUGGGAUUUCACACAACGCCGACCGUCCAGGCACCUCUUGCAGCGUUCAUCAAGGUAACAUCAGCUCUGCAGAAUCCUCAGGCCUCUCCAGCAUGUUUAGUCAGAGACUAGGACAAAACUCGGCUUGAGCCAAAUACACCACGGCAACAAUUGCCAAGUUUAUAUGCAAAGACAUGCGACCUGAUUCCCUUACAAGAAACAACAGGAAUCUAGGACUGUCCAGUAUCAAGGUGUUUAUUUCACAGUCACACUGGUUGAAUUUUUGGCUAAAAAGUUACUGAAUCGUUUUCAUGUCCCUGAAUAGUUUUGUAUCGUAUCGUUCCAAAUGAACCAAUAUCGUCCUUUAGUUGUAUCAGAAACCACGAAUCAUGAUAGGAAUUGAAUCGUUGUUAAAAAGAAUCGUUACACCCCUACUGUGGAUGCAAUGUUUCUGCACAGCUGCCAGUACAAUUUAAUUUAUAACCCUCUAUUCUUCAAACCUUGAACUGCGUGGUUGAUCACUUAAAAUGUAGUAGCUUAGAUCUAGGAAAGUGCAGUACUGUAGAUAUUUUUCUUUCUGAGGGGUAAUCGGUGAAAUUGUGUCCCUUGUAAAUGAACAUUUACAACUGAAAAAGAGAAAAGUCAAACUGUAAACAUAUUGUUUUGCUGUUUCCUCCUUUUUGUAAAAUAAUAGUUUGUUAGUGUUAAAGGGCUUAUAAAAGCAUGGUGUGCAACUGUGGAUAUUGUCAGCUGUUUUAUUCUGAGAACUGUAGAUGUGUUCAUCAUAACGGCCCUAAAACAUCCACCUUAAAACAUCUAUAAAAACUGCUCAUCCUUUAUGUAGACGGAUCAAGCGGAGCUGCAAACAGUCGAGGAGCUUUUUUCAUUUCUGUGAUUUUUUUGAUGUCCUUCUCUGAUUUAGUACAAGAUGCUUUUUUGACUUUGUAGACAUGAUAACUAAUUUUUAGAGCCUAAAUCACAUGCUGGUGAAUUGGUACUUAUUCUCAUCUAGAGACUUGUUCAACUAUAUUGGUUUUGAGCUUAUGUAAGCCCUUUAAUAUUUUCUUCUUUGUUGAUGCUGAAUAAACAUUUUGAAAGAAAA